Messenger RNA from Arachis duranensis, 945 nucleotides. RefSeq lists its product as uncharacterized. The record is from RefSeq and is a predicted model, not a curated record. Lineage: Eukaryota; Viridiplantae; Streptophyta; Magnoliopsida; Fabales; Fabaceae. The transcript has 2 exons. Bases 1 to 945 code for a protein of 314 amino acids.
AUGAACAGAGAGUAUGAAUUUCAGGUGGGGUUGGAAUUUAAAUCACUUAGUCAAUUCAAAGAGGCUGUUAAAGAGCAUGCCCUAUUGAAUGGUAGGGACAUUAGGUUUCAAAAGAAAAAUGAUAAGGUGAGGUGUAGAGUUGUUUGCAAAGGAAGAAAGGAAAAGUGCAAGUGGGUUUGUUUUGCGAGUAAGGUCGGAGGUUCUGACUGUUUCCGGAUCAAGACUUUGAAUGGAAAGCAUACAUGUGGAAGGAUUUAUAGUGGAAGACUUGCAUCAAGUAGUUGGAUCUCAAAGAAGAUUGCAAACAACAUCAGUAGAGGGGAGGAGAUGAACCUUGCGACAGUUAUUCAGACUAUCCAAGACAAAUACAUGGCAAUAUCAGUGUUGGUAAGGCGUACUGGGCAAAGAGGAAAGCAAGAGAAGAGGUACAAGGGCGGGCAAUCCAACAGCUUCUUGGCGUGGUGUAGACCUAUUAUUGGCGUGGAUGGAUGUCACUUGAAGGGCGACCAUGGACAGCAGCUGCUAGUUGCUGUUGGCAGAGAUCCAAAUGACAAUUACUUUCCCAUUGCCGUAGCUGCAGUAGAGGCAGAGACUAAGGACAGUUGGGGGUGGUUCUUGGAGCUACUGUUAAAUGACAUUGGAGAAUCAAGAAAGUGGGUUUUUAUGAGGCACCACUCUCACAGCCUCCACACACCCCUGCACCACCAUCACAGCCUCCACACACUCCUGUACCACCCUCACAGCCUACAAACACUCCUGCACCCCAUCACAACCUCCACAAACCCCUGCACCACCUUCACUGCCCACCACCUUACCCAUACCAGCAUCACUGCCCACCACCUUGCAUACACCUGUAUCACUGCCCGCUGCACCAGCAUCACAACCUUUGCCCAAGUUCAAAAUCUUUGGUGUGAGAAGAAGUGGAAGACUCAAGAUUGGAGUUAG